GAAAAAUUUAAGCGUUGGGCAAGGGCCCUGCAGAUAGAUAUCCAAAAGAGGAGAGUAGAAAAAAGAGCGGAAGAUGAUGUAGAGAGAAAAGAGCCAGAGGACAUAGUAGAAUUUCAGAAGUCUAACAUCUAUACUGAAGCAGUUGAAAUGUUUAAGGAUAUGGAGGAGGAUUAGGGUCAAGGGGACUUACAGGAAGAGAACUUUUUGUUAGUGAGGAAUUUCCUCAUGUUGAAUCUCUUGAUAAAUAAUGGGCAAAGGGUGGAUGCCUUAGUUAACCUUAAAAUCAGGCACAUCAAGAAUGCUGAGGAAAAAGACAAUAGCCAUGUGGCAGUUAUUGCACAUCACAAGACUGGCCAUAUAGCACCCAUUACCCUCGUUUUUUCCGAGGAUCUCUUGACGUUCAUGGAAAUCUACUUGUCCAAGAUCAGACCGAGGUUGUCCGGCUUCAACAGUGAGCUCGAGGAGAAGUCGGUGGUUUUUCUGACGUACCCACCAAAGACAGCCAGCCCCUCUGCUUUGAACCCAUCCUCAGUGAAUAAAGCCAUCAAAUCAACUUGGAAGCCCGCAGAGCAAACAAAGAACAUUUCGGCAACUCAGCUGAGGAAGGCCACCGCUACAUCAGUUAAAUCUAAGUUCACACUUGCCCGUGACGUUUUGGCCUAA
Saccostrea echinata is the source of this 663-nucleotide messenger RNA. RefSeq lists its product as uncharacterized. Gene Ontology annotation, molecular function: DNA binding. Lineage: Eukaryota; Metazoa; Mollusca; Bivalvia; Ostreida; Ostreidae. Bases 226 to 663 code for a protein of 145 amino acids. The record is from RefSeq and is a predicted model, not a curated record. Gene Ontology annotation, biological process: DNA recombination; DNA integration. The transcript is spliced from 4 exons.